Messenger RNA from Nicrophorus vespilloides, 1051 nucleotides. RefSeq names its product SAC3 domain-containing protein 1. NCBI's taxonomy places the organism in Eukaryota, Metazoa, Arthropoda, Insecta, Coleoptera, Silphidae. Bases 144 to 1028 code for a protein of 294 amino acids. The record is from RefSeq and is a predicted model, not a curated record. Gene Ontology annotation, cellular component: nucleus; spindle; centrosome. The transcript is spliced from 6 exons. Gene Ontology annotation, biological process: centrosome duplication; spindle assembly.
UUGACAGUCUGUAAGAGUUUAUUUACUAUUUUCAAAAAUAGUGCAGGCACUUCUCAAACGAAUCGACAGCUUUUACUAGUGCAUUUACCGUGUUUAUAUAUACCAGCAGUUUGCUUAGUACAUAAGUAAUUUAUUGUAAAGUGAUGAGUAAUAUUGUUGGAACAUGUACAACCAAAUGUCCUGCAGAGGAAAUCAAAAUGCGAGAAAGGGAGAGGCUGCUGCAUCCACUGGAAGUGCAAUCGAGUGUUGAGAGACAGAGAUGUCCAAAAGCAGAUGUUAAUCGAGUGGUCAAGUGUCAUGUGAGAUGUGCUGCUGGUCAAUCCCUACAGAAACCCACAAACCUUCGCACAGUUCCCGCACUGCUUGACACCAUCAACUAUUUAUUAGAUAGUGUCAUCACAAACACCAAAUUUCCUCAGAACGUUAUUUACGACUUCAUCUGCGACAGAUUGAUGGCAGUACGUCAGGAUGUGGUCGUGCAGAAUUUGGUUAGUUUAGCGUGCAUUCGGAUUUUACAAUCUGUAGUCACAUUCCAUGCUUAUGCUGCAUUCUGUUUCUAUAAGGAGCCUAUAAGUAAAUUCGAUCCGAAACUGAACAACAAGCAUCUGCAAGAAACUCUGAAGAAGUUGCUGAAGAUUUACAGCGAGUCCGACGCUGCGGAAAGCAAUAAGAGGACGUCGUUUGAAUCUAUUUAUCUGCUGCACAAUUUGGGAAACGCAGAGGCGAUGAGACACGCGCUGCAAUUGCCGAAGAACUUGAGGGAAAGGUCGGAGCUGAAAUUGUCGUUGGAGAUUUCUCUGAGUUUUGUGAAGAGGAAUUACCUGAGGGCUUGCAGGCUGAUGGAGAAGUUGCCGCUGCUGUUGGAGGCUGUAGCCUCGCUGCAUUUCCCUCGAAUUAACGAGGACGUUGCGAUUGUAAUGUCGAAGGCGUACAGGAACAACGAUUAUCCAUUGAAUAAUCUGUUGGAGACGAACAAUUUAGCUUUAAGUGAGAGGAAAUUAUUGCGCUACAGUAAAUAUCAACUGUGAGGAAUAAACAGAGUUUUUGGUAA